UCUCCAAACUCCUCACCAAUACCCCCUCCAUUCAAGUUGGUAACCAAAAAUCCAUCAUUUUUAUUGGGCCCUUGAAAAUAUCUGUUCAAAGAGCGCCUGAUGAAAAAUAUGUUGUCUACAGUAGCCUCUCUGGCUGCUUCAGCGAUGCUUAUUCGAAGUGUGGCUAAUGACUUCCUCCCCCACGAAGUUCAAGACUUCUUAUCCUCUACUUUCCGUCACCUUUCUCGUCAUUUCUGUUCUCAGUUCACCAUUGUCAUAGAAGAAUUUCAAGGGCUCUCCCUAAACCAAGUGUUUGAGGCCGUCGAUGUUUACUUGGGCACUAAAGUGACCUUGGAAACUCAAAGAGUUAGGUUGGGCAAAGCAGAGGAAGGAGAGAAACUAGAAACCAACAUGGAGAGAAAUGAGGAGAUGAUGGAUGUUUUUGAGAAUGUCAGAGUCAAAUGGAAGAUGAUCUGUACACCGCUCCAAUCAGUGGGUUUAGGUCAUCUUAACUCAUCGCUACGAUCUGAAAUCAGAUCCUAUGAGUUAAUCUGUCACAAGAAGCACAAAAACAAGGUGUUGAACUCAUACUUGCCAUACAUCUUGGAGAGAUCAAAGAUCAUCAAAGAAGAAAACAAGGCAAUCAAGCUUCACACUUCCGGUUACGGGCGUUGGGACCAUAAUACAACCAAAUUCGACCACCCUAUGACCUUCAACAUGCUCGCAAUCGACCUACAGCUCAAGAAA
Molecule: messenger RNA, 726 nt
Organism: Camellia sinensis
Lineage: Eukaryota; Viridiplantae; Streptophyta; Magnoliopsida; Ericales; Theaceae
Product: AAA-ATPase At3g50940
Molecular function (GO): ATP hydrolysis activity; ATP binding
Source: RefSeq, a predicted model, not a curated record